Molecule: messenger RNA, 2582 nt
Organism: Hemicordylus capensis (graceful crag lizard)
Lineage: Eukaryota; Metazoa; Chordata; Lepidosauria; Squamata; Cordylidae
Gene: MUTYH
Product: mutY DNA glycosylase
Exons: 17
Coding region: 494-2056 (520 amino acids)
Biological process (GO): mismatch repair; base-excision repair
Cellular component (GO): nucleus
Molecular function (GO): adenine/guanine mispair binding; oxidized purine DNA binding; 4 iron, 4 sulfur cluster binding
Source: RefSeq, a predicted model, not a curated record
UGUCCCAGGGAGAAAUGAAAUGGCGUCAAAGAGAAUCAGAAAUUCUCGUACCCGUAAAGCGGAAAUGACACUCUAGGUUUUUGCCCCCUUCCUCAGUCUAUUGCCUCAACUCCUAAAAAGCGAGGAUUGGCUGGACGUCACAUGUCAUCACCACUUUUCCUCGCGAGCCCUCUGCUGCUGCAGAAGCUUGUUCUGAUUGGUUCCACACGAAUCAGGGUAGAGAUUCUGAACUGGACGCGCGGAAAUAAAAUAACAGAGACACGGGAAGUUGUUUUGUAGGAAAUAAUUCAAAAUCGAUGUUGCUCACCUUCAGCCGCCUAGUAGUAUAGUGCACUCUAGAACCUCAAGACUCUGCUUCCUCAUUUCUGCUGCACUGAUAGAUCAUAUCCUUCAAGGAAUAAUGGUGGAACUUCUGCUUCACCACUGUCCUUCCCAAUGAGAUCCACCUGUCUCUUAAUACUGGUAUUUGCAUUCUUAAUUCUACCGCCUGGAAAUGAGUAAACUCCGGUUGGCAACAUGCAGCAAGCUAGGAAUACAACGGGGGACUAGGAAACAACAGAAGCCAUCAAAGAAACAUGAAGAAAUUAUCACUUUCUACAAAGGAGUGCCCAGUCAACAGUCUUUAUUCCACACUUUUGGCAGUGAAGCUGAAAUCAAAGCUUUUCGGAAGAAACUGCUCGCCUGGUACAAUAAAUGCAAACGGGACCUUCCCUGGAGGAAACUGGCUGCAACCGAAGCUGAUGCUGACAGACGAGCAUAUGCUGUGUGGGUCUCGGAAAUCAUGCUCCAGCAGACGCAGGUGACUUCAGUGAUCAGCUACUACAAUCGCUGGAUGCAGAAAUGGCCAACCUUGCAGGAGCUAGCUAAGGCUUCACUGGAGGAGGUGAAUGAGCUGUGGGCAGGGCUUGGCUACUAUUCCCGAGGGAAGCGGCUCCAGGAGAGUGCACAAAAGGUGGUGUCAGAGAUGGGAGGUCAUAUGCCCAGGACAGCAGAGGAACUACAGAAGCUGCUGCCAGGAGUAGGAAAGUACACUGCAGGAGCUGUGGCGUCCAUUGCAUUUGGCCAGGUGACAGGUGUGGUGGACGGAAAUGUAAUUCGGGUCUUGUGCCGUGUACGAGCCAUUGGUGCUGACCCUGCCAGUUCUCCUGUUGCUGACAGACUCUGGGCUUUAGCACACACUCUGGUGGAUCCAACCCAUCCAGGUGACUUUAACCAAGCGAUGAUGGAAUUGGGGGCAACUGUGUGCACUCCUAGAGCUCCACUGUGUAUGGAGUGUCCAGUGAAACAGCAUUGCAGAGCUCACCACAGGGUGGAGAAGGAGCUGGAAGUCUCUGCCAAGAGGCUGCUGGGGAAAGCUGCCUCUAAGGGUCUCCCAUUGCUGGAUGUAGAAGAAUGUGUCACUACUGCAGGGAGCUGCUCCCUCUGCUUGCCUCCUUCAGAACCAUGGGACUCCAGCCUUGGUGUGACCAACUUCCCUAAGAAAAACAACAAGAAGCAGCCCAGGGUAGAGCGCACAGCCACAUGUGUGCUGCAGAGAAGCCGCCACAAGGGAAGAUCAGAAUACCUUAUUGUACAGAGACUCAGCACAGGGCUACUAGCAGGGCUGUGGGAGUUUCCCAGCCUCAUCCUUGAGCCAGGGCAGGAGAAGCAGCAGAAAUCGGCUCUGGCAGAUCACCUCCAUGCAUGGAUUGGCAGUGAUGUAGCAGUGAAACGCCUGCUGUAUGUUGGGGAGGUUCUCCAUAUCUUCUCUCACAUCCGCCAAACAUAUGUGGUCUACUUUCUGAACUUGGACGAGGGAAAUUUCCACAUGGAGGUGGAGCUGCCGGCAUCCCGUUGGGUGACCAAAGAAGAAUUCCAGAACUCAGCCAUCUCCACAGCCAUGAAGAAGGUCUUCAAAGCUUAUGAAAAGUGGAGCCCUACAAUCAGUGCUGCCAAGGUUGUCAAGAGGAAACGGGCUGUUCAGCAGGCUGACCAGCCACUGCCUGAAGCAGAGAACAACUCAUCCAAGAGGCAGCUUUCUAUGGAUUCAUUCCUUUCAGUUCACACCCAGAACUGAUUGCCAUCUCUCCACUCUCAGGAAUUGUAUAUAGCACUUGGGAGCAUUACUGGUGCCUUUAUCAGAUGACCAUCCCCUUGGAUUCUAUCUGGGCCUUUUCUGGCCAUACAGUGAAGUGUACCUGCUAGCUGUCUUCAGUGUUAAGCAGGAGGAUCUUUGGUCAGAGAGAAUGCAGCUGCUCCAGAAAGGAACGAAAGACUUCUUUGGCUUUAUGUGGGCAUACCGCACAACAGAAUCAAAGGGCUUUUAAGUAUGAGGGACUGAUUGACAAACAUGGGGUGGAGGAACUUGCAUUCUGCAGAGGCUGCUAAGCAAACCUCUUAUGCAACUUCCUUAAAAUCAAUUGCUUCUCAAGGCGAGUAACUAUACAAUCAGCAUUGCUUGAGAACUGAUUGCUUACAUAUGAGGCCUUAUCUUGCUGUUGUUGUAUAUGUCAUCAUUGCUGUAGCUCACAGGUCAACUGUUUUUAGUAUAGAAAAUGGCCCACUUUUAAUUCUGGUAAUAAAAUUUUAAUGUGUUUCUAUAA